Chironomus riparius is the source of this 1354-nucleotide messenger RNA. The record is from the annotation of a GenBank genome assembly. NCBI's taxonomy places the organism in Eukaryota, Metazoa, Arthropoda, Insecta, Diptera, Chironomidae.
CGUAAACGUAACAAAAUCAAAACAAAAAUAAAGUAACAUCUGUUCUGCAUCAACAAGAGUAUUUCAAAGGGCUUUUAAUUAAUUCUAAGGUUUUAAGAAAGUUAUUUAUCAUGACAACAAGAAGAUUAUAUGCUUGGGGAGCAAACAGUUACAGUCAGUUAGGAUUGGACAAAAAAAGUGAAUAUGAGUUGCCGACAGAAGUAAAAAUCAAUAUACAAGAUAUAAAGAAGAUUUGCGGAGGAGCUCGUCAUACAAUAAUCUUGGAUGGACGUGGAGAUUUACACAUAGCAGGCAAAAGCGAUUUAUCUCCGACUGAAUAUGAAGGAAUGUUUAAGAAACUUGAAUUAAAUAAGAAAUUCAAAGACGUGGUUUGUGGAUUUGACAUGACAGCGGCAUUUACUGAUGACAAUAAAUUAAUGGUGUGGGGAAAUAAUAAAAACAAUCAACUGGGAUAUCCAAACAUGUCAGUUAUCAAAGAACCAAUAGAAUUGUCAUUACCAGACAAUGAAACAGCAAUUAAUGUGAAAUUUGGACUUAAACACACUGCCAUCCUCACAAAGUCCCAUCACAUUUUUAUCGUCGGUCUACUGAAACAUUUCAAGAAUGACAAAAAUGCGUCAUAUAAAGAAGUUGAUCAUAAUUCAAUUGAGUGGCUCCAAUUGAUACCCAAUAUCGUUAUAACUCAGAAUGAUAUAACACAUAUCGUAUGUGGUCAAAAUCACAUUUCAUUUGUUAUUGAUAGACAUGUGAUAUAUGCACAUGGGGAUAAUAAAUUUGGUCAGUGCAGUCAAACUGAAACGUCCGAGAAAAUUAUGAAAUUUGAAUCUGGAUGGACACACAAUGGAUAUUUGACAGAAUCAAAUUCACUCUUUCUUUAUGGUCGUAACAAUUAUGGACAGCUGGGAACUAGGAGUAAAGUUCUUAAUGGAAUUACCACGCCUCAAAAAUGUUCAAUUUAUCCGGUGAAUGAUUUUUCACUUGGUGCUGAGCAUGGGAUAUUGAAAUCUGGAAGAGAUAUUUACACUUGGGGAUGGAAUGAACACCGAAAUUGCGGUCAUGAUACUGAUGAUGAUAUAAUUGAGCCAAAACUUUUACAGCUAUGCAGUCAUAUUAGUGAAAUUGUUUUUGUUAUUGCUGGUGCUGGAUUUUGCAUGGUGCUUCUGGAAACAUGUGAUAAAUGACAGAAUUACAAAAUGGAUUUUCGUGCAGAACUAAAAUGCAUCAAAGUUGCUCUAUUUUUUUGAUACGGGAAAAUUUAUUUGAAUUUGCUUUUAUUGCUGUAUAUGCAUUGAAAAAGUCUGAACAUAAAUCACUUGCUUUUGAACUAUUUUACUCUAAAUAAAUUUGCAAAAAA